GGGCCGCGUCCGGUGCCGAGUGAAGGGUGCGCUGGCGUCACGUGCGCGGCGGCCAUGAAGGAGACGUGCGGGAACUCUAGGCUGGAGAACCAGCCUCAAAGGCAUUAUGGAAUAACAUCUCCAAUUAGCUUGGCUCCUCCUAAAGAAAUAGAUUAUAUUCACACACAAAAAUUAACUGAAGCAAUGAAGCCAUUUGGAGUAUUCGAAGAUGAAGAAGAGCUAAAUCAUAGGCUAGCUGUUCUUGAUAAAUUGAAUAAUUUAGUCAAAGAAUGGAUUUUGGAACUUGGUGAGAGUAAGAACCUUCCACCUUCAGUUGUAGCAAAUGUUGGUGGCAAAAUUUUCACAUUUGGGUCCUAUAGGCUUGGAGUUCAUACCAAAGGUGCUGACAUAGAUGCCCUUUGUGUUGCUCCUAGACAUGUGGAAAGAUCAGAUUUCUUUCAGUCAUUUUUUGAAAAAUUAAAACAUCAAGAUGGAAUCAGAAAUUUAAGAGCAGUAGAAGAUGCAUAUGUACCAGUUAUCAAGUUUGAAUUUGAAGGUAUUGAGAUUGAUCUUGUGUUUGCAAGAUUGGCUAUACAGACUGUAUCUGAUAACUUGGAUCUUAGAGAUGAUUCACGCCUGAGGAGUCUGGAUAUAAGAUGUAUACGAAGCUUAAACGGUUGCAGAGUUACUGAUGAAAUUCUCCACUUGGUGCCAAACAAGGAGAACUUUCGGCUAACACUUAGAGCAAUCAAACUGUGGGCAAAACGUCGCGGAAUUUAUUCCAACAUGCUGGGAUUUCUUGGUGGUGUCUCUUGGGCAAUGUUGGUAGCAAGAACAUGUCAGCUAUAUCCAAAUGCAUUGGCAUCUACUCUAGUUAACAAAUUCUUCCUAGUUUUUUCAAAAUGGGAGUGGCCCAAUCCUGUGUUGCUGAAACAACCUGAAGAUAGCAAUCUAAAUUUACCAGUCUGGGACCCUAGGGUAAACCCAUCUGACAGAUACCAUCUAAUGCCCGUAAUCACACCAGCAUAUCCACAGCAGAACUCAACAUAUAAUGUGUCUACGUCAACAAGAGCAGUCAUGGAAGAGGAGUUCAAACAUGGUCUUGCUGUCACGAAUGAAAUUCUCCAAGGAAAAUCAGAUUGGCCAAAGCUCCUUGAACCGCCAAACUUCUUUCAAAAAUAUAAGCAUUAUAUUGUGUUGACUGCUAGCGCCUCUACUGAAGAGCAUCAUUUAGAAUGGGUUGGUCUGGUCGAAUCUAAAAUCCGUGUACUUGUUGGAAACUUGGAGAGGAAUGAAUUUAUCAAUAUUGCACAUGUAAAUCCACAGUCUUUCCCUGGCAACAAAGAACAAUAUAAAGAGAGUGACUAUGUAUCAAUGUGGUUUCUUGGAAUCAUUUUUAGGAAAGUGGAGAAUGCAGAAAGCGUUAGUAUUGAUUUAACAUAUGAUAUACAGUCAUUCACAGAUACAGUUUACAGGCAGGCAAACAAUAUCAACAUGCUAAAAGAAGGCAUGAGGAUUGAAGCAACUCAUGUAAAGAGAAAGCAACUUCACUAUUAUUUGCCUGUGGAAAUUUUACAGAAAAGGAGGAAGAGCAUACCAGACAUCAGUCGAAAUGCUGGCAGCCUUCAGUCCAAAAGGAUCUGUUCGGACAGUUCCAGAGAUGCAGAUACAGGGACACCAUAUUGUUCUCCUUCACUAAGCAAGAUAAUUAAGUUGGACAAAGCAACAGAAUCAGACAGCAGUGCUGUAGUCCAGAGAACCAGUGUUGCUACCAGUAGAGAGAAGCCAGAUGUAUCUGCAUCAGUACCUGUUAAAGGAUUGUCCAUUCCAGUUAUUGCAUCAAAGAGGGAGACUACAGUCACCAUAAAAGUCACAUCUCCAGCUGGAUGCACUAUUCCUACAGUAGUAGGACGAAAUGUGAUUCCUCGACUUGUUGCACCUCAAGUUGCCCGAGGCCAGCAGCAUCUAAACGGCAUUUCAACAAUGAACGCUAAAAGUGUUGCACCCAAGAGACCUCACUCGCCUUCCUCAGAAGAAUGCCCCAAACGACUGAAGGACAGAGAAAAGUUAAUUGGAUUGGACUUGGCAUUCAGAAGCCAUGGCAAUCCACAGGAUGAUGUAAGGAGAAAAUCUACAGGAAAAAAUGAUGAGCUUGGAGGGGAAUUCAUGCCUAUUCCAACUAUCAGCACAUCAAGAUUACAGAGACUUCCCAGUAAAGAAUUACCUGACUUAUCCUCUCCUGUUCCUACAAAUAACAUUCGCAUCAUUAAAAAGUCCAUCAGACUAACACUUAACCGGUGAUUGCUGUGCCUCUUCAGGUAAAGAUAACAUGCAAUUGUUUAAUGGCUCCAUAAACAACCAAUUAUUACUGUAGUUGCAGUCUUUCAUAAAGGUAUGUGGAGAGUUAUCACCAAAUUGGAAAUAUUUUACCUAGUUACAAUAUUUUUUUGUCUACAUUUUGACCUGCAGAUGCUGUAGUAUACUUCCAUUACUGUGUAGCUUUUCCAAGAUUUGCCUGCUGACAAGCCACUAUCUACAGAAUCAUGGCCUCUGAGGUUUUUAAUUCUCUAGUUUACAUGCUUGUUUCUUCUGGGUUUACUUCUCAUUUUGAACACCCUUGCAACAGCAGUCCUUAUUAGUCUUUUAAAAAGCUUUGUUUAACAGUCUCUACUUGUUAAACUCUAGAAAAAGCCAGAAAAAAAACCCCCAAAAAAACUCCUCCCUGUGACUUAAGGUUUAGAAUAAUUCCUACAUAAAUAUGUUCUGUUAGCCACUGGAGCCACAUUCUGGUUUGAAGUGUGUAUGAAAGUGUUGAUACCUUUUUUCCUCCUCUCCUAAUUUUGUGUAGAUAUACUUGUAAUUUGGAUUUUUUUCCUAUUUGGUGCAUAUUAUCCUGUGCAUCUGUCACCAGUGGUACUUGGCUUCUAUGGGCAGUUGCUUUUCAGUAUUAAACACAUAGCCAUGCACUACACAAGUUUGUAUGUUCUGCCUCCCAUGGAGGCCCAAAUGUUUAAAAAAACAAAAAACAACAACAACAACAAAUCAAAAUUCAACCAUUAAAACCCCACUGGUAAAGAAACUGAAAUGGGAGGCAUGGAUUAUAUAGUAUAACUUUGGUUCUUAAGACUGCUUCCAAACAAUUUGUCCUCUAUUCCCCUCCCCCAUAGUGAAACAAGCAAAUUCCACAACUGCAGCACAUUUUAAAUCACUCAAAAUACAUAAACUUGUCAUGACAUUUGCUGUCCCACUAUUCUACAGUUUCAAGACGCUUCCACGAACUAAACAUGCUGAAGUGGGUAUUUGGGUUUUAUUGAAACCCUGCAGCAGGUUUUCAGAGUGACUGGAAAUUAAUUGCGUUAGGACCAUCAUCAGUCUCCAUGUAAACAAAUUAUGCAAUGUUCAUAAUACGUAGUACCCAUUUAAUACGCUCAAGUUUUGGGGAGCAAGGAGGGAUUCAGUUCCUGCAUAAUUCUGUUAUUUCUAUCGUAAUGUUUAAUUCGCUGUUUUGUAAAUGAGGUUGUAUGUAUUUUCAGAGUAUUUUUGUAUGUACUGUAAGAUACCAUCUUUUUCAAAGAGAAAUUUUGAAAACUUGA
Molecule: messenger RNA, 3572 nt
Organism: Gavialis gangeticus (Gharial)
Lineage: Eukaryota; Metazoa; Chordata; Crocodylia; Gavialidae
Gene: PAPOLG
Product: poly(A) polymerase gamma
Exons: 22
Coding region: 55-2280 (741 amino acids)
Cellular component (GO): nucleus
Molecular function (GO): RNA binding; poly(A) RNA polymerase activity
Source: RefSeq, a predicted model, not a curated record